Messenger RNA from Suillus fuscotomentosus, 1716 nucleotides. RefSeq lists its product as uncharacterized. The record is from RefSeq and is a predicted model, not a curated record. The transcript has 6 exons. Gene Ontology annotation, biological process: proteolysis; replication-born double-strand break repair via sister chromatid exchange; pericentric heterochromatin formation. Gene Ontology annotation, cellular component: mating-type region heterochromatin. Bases 1 to 1716 code for a protein of 571 amino acids. Gene Ontology annotation, molecular function: histone deacetylase activity, NAD-dependent; cysteine-type peptidase activity; NAD+ binding. NCBI's taxonomy places the organism in Eukaryota, Fungi, Basidiomycota, Agaricomycetes, Boletales, Suillaceae.
AUGCCAGAUAUUGAUCCACUAGCUUUUUCAUCUUCUCUGAACCAGGAUGGGAUCAAGCAAGAAACAAAAACAGAAGAUGUGAUACUUCCCUUCCCACAAGCAUCCAGCAUAGCAUUAAACAGACCACUCCGAUUAUCAUCACGCUAUAUAGGAGGCAUUGAGCUCAUAGAUGAAGACCUUGAUUGCCUGCAAAAUCAACACCAGAAGAUUAAUAGAACAGUCAUGAAUGCAUAUGCCAAUCUGUUCACUGGUCCCCCACUUGAUACAUGGAAAAACUUCAUGUGGAACAACUCUAGAAAACAUUAUUUCUGUGGUCAAUGUUGGGCUUUUCCUCUAUGUGAAGGCAGUCCCUCUCACUGGGUCCUGGGUUGGGUGGACUGGUCAGCUCAUGAAAUAGGUUUCUUUGAUAGCUUGGAAAUCCAUCCUACUUGGGCUCAAAAAAAUUUGCAGCAUGCUGCUGCUGGCCUAGAGCAUUGGCUGAAAUAUGAAACAUAUCCAGAGAUCAAAUCACUUAAACACAGAUUCAAAGACUGGAAGAUUGUUCAUCAUACUUCACCAGAUGAUCAAAAACAAAAAGAUAGCUGGUCUUGUGGUCUAUUUAUCAUGAUGGCCAUGGAUGGACUCUCAAAUCUGAAUUUCUCACAUGUACACCGAUACAACUUGGAAAUCACAAAAGCAUCUGCAUUAAAGACUAUCAUGAAAGUCAGGAGCUUUAGCCCAGUCAUGCAGCAGCGCCGUUUUAGAAAACAAUGUGUUCCACCUUCAUCAGUUGAUCAUGCUCAAUCUUCUUCAUCUAUUAUUAAUAUCGCCCAAAACAAUUUUGUCUCAAAAACUUCUGGAGGUAAAGAGGUUCAGAAGGAACCCAUCAAGUCAUUAUUAGUGUUCCAGACUAUGAUGCACCAUCUAAAGAGAGCACCUAUCAAAAACCUACUUUAUCAGGCUAUUCACUCUUUGGACCGCCGUGGCAAUAUUUUGAGGGUCUACACUCAAAAUAUUGAUGCCAUGGAAAAAACCACUGGACUGCUGUCCUUUGGAGUUCCCAACUCAUUUCAGAUAGGGACACCUGAUUGUCCAAGAUGCAUCCCAUUGCUAGGACAUCUGGACCAAAUGUCUUGCACUUCUUGUGACAAUGUGACACCAUCAGCCAUAUUUUUGGAUCAGUCUCUCUCAGAUGAACUUCCUAUAUGCACUGACUGUCCAACAUUCACCCAUAGUUUUGGACAUCAUGACAUUAGAUAUCCAAAUAUUGUGGUUUGUUCAGAGGAGCAGCCAAAUUUGAAUUCAGUUCUAGCUCAUGAUGAGAAUCUUGUGGAUGUAGUGUUAGCUGUGGGUGUUCAUCCUAUUCCUCACUCCAACCUUCCUGGUAUCACAAAACAAAUCACCCAAGCUGCACAUUCCAGAGCUCAGGAAGGAAUUCCUACAUCUAUCCUGCUGAAUCUGGAUACAUCUGCUUUGGAGAGAACUGGAAUUCAAGAUCUCUUCCAAGUAUCCUUGGCCCUAGACUUGCAAGAGUUUUUUGGAAGCAUUAUUCUUGCUGCCUAUCAAGAUGCCACCUAUAAUCCUGCCAGCAAUACUAUGCUGAUACCCAAGAGCCUGAUGCUUAAUGAGGAAGAAAAGGAAGAAGAAGGUGAUGGUGAUGGUGAUGAUGAGGAUGAUGAUGGUAAUAACCACAAAUUAUUGCUGACUCUGACACCUUGGUAUUUUCCUGAUUUUUAG